UUAUUUGAAUACGUUAUAAUAUAUUACGUGUUUACUUCAUCAUAGGUAGCGCACUACACGAGUACCUAUAAUGUUGUAAUAAAAUGCUCUUUCGUGUUCAGGUAAACACGUGGAAUUGUUAAAAUAACUCCAAACGGUAUUGGUUUCGUAACUCGAUUUUCAUCGUACCUACUUAACCUCUAUUAUAUAGAUCGCAAAAUUUAAAAUAUUUUUAUAUAAUAUAUACACGGACUCCCAUGGCCAAUUUAAAAGCGCGUCAACAGUUUGCAAUCGAGAGUUAUGACAAUUGAUUGUUAUUAAUACUAAUGAUUGUGUUAGUACCAUACACUGAUGGAUGUUGGCCGACAAUAUAUAAUAACAGUAUGGUAAUUAAUUAGUCGCGAUCGUUUAAUUGGACGUCUGAAAUAAUUAUUAUCCGGACAUUCAUAGAAAUAACUUCAACCACAAACAGUGUCAUCGAUACUGCCACCACCUAACCGUCAAGGUGGUGUUUUUUAAAUUUUUUAUACGCUGUUGUCGAUUAUUCGGUUUUAAAAUGAACAAAAACAAGCCAAAGGACGUCGAUGAUUCCACUUUCCUUGUUGCUCAACCACCUGUACACUUGGACGAUGCAAUCGAAAUGGUUGGGUUUGGAAGUUUUCAUUAUUACAUAUUAUUUAUUUGUGGGUCACUUUUCGCGGCGGUCGCCAUUAGUGUGACGUCAGUGUCUUUUGUUGUACCGUCAGCACAAUGUGAUUUUCAAAUGACUUCUUUCCACAAAGGCAUCCUAAAUGGAGCUUCGAUGAUUGGAAUGUUCACGGGAUCUUUUAUUUGGGGUUAUGUUGCUGAUUCCAGAGGCAGAAGAUAUGCUUUGAUAUUGAGUAUGACGAUGGAUGCUGUUUUCAGUAUUAUUUCCAGUGUAUCUCAGAUCUACCCGGUGUUAAUAUUCUGCCGACUGAUGAGUGGAUUUGGAGUGUCCGGUGCUACAGUGCUAUAUUCUUACCUAGGAGAAUUCGUAAACACCAAAUAUCGUGAAAAAUUUUUAUGCUGGAUGGAAAUGUUCUGGACGGGCGGUAUAAUAUUACUUCCAUGCGUGGCAUGGUUGAUUAUACCACAAACAUUCAGAAUCGAAUAUGGAUUAUUUUUAUUCAGGUCGUGGAAUUUAUUUGUUAUUAUAUGUUCUCUACCGAGCAUACUAUUGGCAUGCUUGUUGGUGAGAUUGCCGGAAAGUCCAAAGUUUUUACUCGCCAAGGGUAAACACGAUGAGACCAUCGAUUGCUUGAAAUACGUUUAUAGAUGGAACCAUAAGGCUGACGAUAAAUUUCCGGUGACUACGUUAAUGUUACCUGAUUGCAUAAACAAACAGAGUAAUGGUUUCUUUAACGGGCUCUACGAGAGUACUGUAGGUUUGUUCACGUCUAAGUACAAAUUUAUAGCUAUAAUCACGUGCAUUAUACAAUUUUGCGCAACUACCAGUUAUUAUAUGUUGAUGCUGUGGUUUCCAGAGCUAAUGAAUAGGUUUCGAUGGUAUGAAAAGACAUAUGCAGGCCCGAAAAACAUGACGAAUAUGUGUGAAAUCGUAUCCAUGUUUAAGAUCGAGCCCGAAAUGACACACCAAAAGUGCAAUGAUGAUAUUGAUGAAUCGGUAUACAUCAACAUUGUCAUUAUUGGAAUAGCAUGCAUACCAACAAGUCUUAUCGUGCCACUGUUCGUUAACAGAUUAGGACUCAGGUUUUUUUUAGUGGUAAGCUUUUUUGGAUCAGGUCUGUCCGCUGCUUGCUUAUACUUCAUUACGUCUUCACUUGAGAAUCUCGUUUUAUCUUCAACGUUUGCAGCUCUUUCCAGCAUGGGUAUUAGUCUUAUGUAUUGCAUCGCUGUCGAGUUGUUUCCUACAGAAUACAGGGGCAUGGCCGUAUCUAUAGGUUCUACGUUUGGAAAAGUAGGCGCACUUAUGGGUAAUGUCAUCGUUGGAGUAUUUAUCGAUGAGCUUUGUGCAAUUCCAAUUUUGGUAUCAUGUUCAUUUUUGAUAAUUUCAGGAUUGCUGGUGCUAACAUUACCAAAAACUGGGAGAACAAACAUACAAUGAAAUUAAAAUAUCUAAUGAUAUGACUUUUAAUUUGUGUCAUUGGAAAAUAGUAUAUUGCCUCGUUUCACGAUUUUGUAAGAAAACAAAUUUGUAUAAGAACUAAUGAUUUGUAGAAGUAGAGAGGUUAUUGUAUUACUAUAUUUUGUGUAUUAUUAUUUAUUUUAUAACUUUGUUUUCCGAAUAUUUAAAUAAUAUCGUUUUACUUACAUUUGUAUUGAAAGUUAAGAAAGAUAUUUGGAAUUAAAAUAAUAUACAAUAAAUAUUAAAUAAUAC
Molecule: messenger RNA, 2338 nt
Organism: Acyrthosiphon pisum (pea aphid)
Lineage: Eukaryota; Metazoa; Arthropoda; Insecta; Hemiptera; Aphididae
Product: synaptic vesicle glycoprotein 2B
Exons: 11
Coding region: 536-2065 (509 amino acids)
Biological process (GO): transmembrane transport
Cellular component (GO): membrane
Molecular function (GO): transmembrane transporter activity
Source: RefSeq, a predicted model, not a curated record